ACUGUCCACCCUUGUCCAUCGUAUAGUACAUACAAUGUAGGUAUAACUCACUGAGAUCCGAUGCGAAGGCGAUGAAUGAAUGUCGCAUCGCAUCUCAGUAGUGUCAUACGUUUAAAGGCCUUGACGGUUGUUUCGUUUUGUGAAGUGCAUUUUGCCUUUUAGUUGCGAAAUAAAUCUGUGAAUCUAAAGUGUUUAAAAAAAACGAUGGACGAUCUCACAUUUGACGCCAAUGACGCCACUGACGCCAGCAUCGUGUCCAAUGCCGCCUCUGUUCGCGGCGAGUUGAUGAAUUAUCGUGAUGAAUUAGGACGUGAACUGUCGAACCUAGAGAAGGUACAAAAAAUUGCCCAAGCUUAUCUUAGGUUGGAAAAUUUCUAUAAGGAAUCAGAGAACCCUCCUACCUAUUAUCGAAAGGGUGAAUUCGAAGACUACACCUUCGUUUUAACAACCCUACCUAUGGAAGAUGGUAGAAUUUUUGUCGAGUUGAAGCGCGAAAAAAAUCUCUCAAGAAAUAGGGGAGAUGCACUUGAGUGUGCUCCAAUUAAAGAGUGUCCUGCUCUCGUUAAUGAUGAUGUCGGUGCCGAUAAUGAUAGACAAAUCAUAAUCAAUAUAAUGAGGAGAAUUCGAAGAUCGUUCGAAUAUACAUGGUCGUAUCUGCAUUUAGAUGUGACACCAGAGAUUUCCUCUGAUGACGAAUGAGAUGCGAAGAAAGUUGUCCGUCGAACACAAUACCUACUUCUCAGAAAAAGGAAUAUAAUUUAUUAAAACGUAAAUUUUUCCUUCUUUUUUUUCAACAGGUUUGGUCCAGUAAUUAUUUACCUAAUUAAACGAUUUUUUUUUGUUU
This is a messenger RNA of Planococcus citri (citrus mealybug), 844 nucleotides long. RefSeq lists its product as uncharacterized. Bases 205 to 699 code for a protein of 164 amino acids. The record is from RefSeq and is a predicted model, not a curated record. NCBI's taxonomy places the organism in Eukaryota, Metazoa, Arthropoda, Insecta, Hemiptera, Pseudococcidae. The transcript has 4 exons.